UCUCUCAACAGCACCUACAAACCCACGGGCCACGGCCUCAACGGCACCUACAAACCCACGGCCUGGCAGCAGAAGUACCAGCAGCGCCGUCCAUGGAAUUCUUCCCGGACAGGGCGCACUUGCGCCUGCGGAACCCUGUGAACAGCGCGUACCUUUACGCCAUGGAGGACGGGGUGGGGAUCACCCUGCGCCGGCGCAGUGGGACACGGAACGAGGCGUGGGCGGUGCACCGCGUCGAGCUCAACGGCGCCAACUACGUCCUCCUCCACAGCGCCGCCUACGGCCGGUACCUCGCCAUUGUAUGCGAGGAAGCGGCUCCGGCGCCGUCUUCGGGCCAAGGUGCAGGCGCCAGCCACAUCUGCCGCGUCGUCCAGCGCGCCUACGACGCCCCAGGGCAGGACGACGUGCUGUGGGAGGUCCGCUGCGUGGACGACGGGUCCGGCGAAGUCCAGAUGCGCAAUCCCACGUACGGCGCCACGGGCUACUACGAUGGCCAGAAAAAAUGGAUGCGAGUGAUGGUCGAGGCCAUUCCCCCAAGAGCGGACCCGCCUGAACAUCCUCUGCCUGUGAUUUCGUGGAUGAGAUGGCAACAGCAGUUCCCCAUCGUUGGCCGGCUCCGCCGCCAGUGCCAGGGAGUCCAGGGGCAACCGGUGCUUCGGCGGAGGAUCUACUAUGUGCGGGCGGACGAUCAAGGGAACUUCAACUCGGACGCCUGGAGGAUGCUAUGGUUCCUUGACCGGUCCGUGUGGCACCUGAGGAGAGAUUUAGCAGCCCAGGUGGGUGUGGGUGAAGCCAACGCCCUAGACAUCACGCUGUGCGUGCGGGCCGGCUCCAACGGCCGGUUGACUCCUCUUGUCAUCGACCUGCCUUCCGAUGAGCAGGCCAUGCACGUCGUCGUCCUCAACACUGAUUCACCAGCUGCUGAAGCUUUAGUGCACCCAGAUGUUGGUGCACCGUAGAGGAAUAUUAGACCAAGACUUCUGACAGCAACAUCGCAGUUCAUCUCUUCAGAAAUGAGCAGUUCCCUGCUUCGGAUUCAGUGAGAUGACAACUGAUAUUUGUUCUGAUAGCUUCAGAAGACUCAGUCAGUCCAUUUGGGAUUUAUGUGUUCCGCCAAUCGGAAGCGUUUUGAACUGGCCUUCAAGUUUCAAAACUUCAAAACUGCUGGAGGCGUUCUGUGGAAACAUUGUUUGAACUCACUUUUUUCUUGAUAUACUAGAUGAAUUCUCCGCGCGUUAAAGUUGAUACAAAUUCUUCUCAAAAAGUUGAUGAAAGCUACAAUAAAAGUUUAAUUAAUACUACCUCAGUUCCAAAUUAAAA
Messenger RNA from Zea mays, 1320 nucleotides. RefSeq lists its product as uncharacterized. Bases 93 to 959 code for a protein of 288 amino acids. NCBI's taxonomy places the organism in Eukaryota, Viridiplantae, Streptophyta, Magnoliopsida, Poales, Poaceae. The transcript has 3 exons. The record is from RefSeq and is a predicted model, not a curated record.